Molecule: messenger RNA, 846 nt
Organism: Erigeron canadensis
Lineage: Eukaryota; Viridiplantae; Streptophyta; Magnoliopsida; Asterales; Asteraceae
Product: putative receptor-like protein kinase At5g39000
Exons: 1
Coding region: 1-846 (281 amino acids)
Biological process (GO): protein autophosphorylation
Cellular component (GO): plasma membrane; plasmodesma
Molecular function (GO): ATP binding; transmembrane receptor protein tyrosine kinase activity
Source: RefSeq, a predicted model, not a curated record
AUGUGGCUCUCCCUCAUUGUUACGGGAUUCAGAAAUGUUUACAAAGUGCAGAUUAGACACCACGGGAUGCCGACUAGUAUUGCAGCACGAAGAUUAGACCGUAGGCAUGGCCAAGGCGACAUUGAGUUCUGGACCGAGAUCUCCGUGCUUUCUAGUCUCAGUAAUGAUUACAUAGUUGAAUUGAUCGGGUACGUUGAUGAGCAGGAUGAGAAGAUUAUCAUAAACCGAGAUUGUGCCAAAGGAAGUGUAUUGAUGUAUCUAAGUGACCCAACCCUUACAUGGAGAGACAGAUUGCGUAUAUCUACUGGUCUUGGAUGCGCAAUAAAUUACAUCCAUCAUGAGUUGAAACAAGGAUAUCAUAUCAUACAUCGUAACAUUAACACUUUUACUAUUUUGUUGAAUAAUAACUGGUGGCCGAAGUUAUCUGGAUUUGAGUUUUGUAUCAAACAUCCCGUAGAUCGACGAAACCAAGUUUUUUUGUGUGAUGAAGCUAUUGGCACACAAGGGUAUAUGGAUCCGGCUGAUUUGAAAUACGGGGGUGUGACUAGCAAGUCUGAUAUAUACUCUUUAGGCGUCGUUUUAUUUGAAUUGUUGUGCAGGAGGAAAGCCAAAGAUGAUCAAGAUAAUAAUCAAUUGCUAGCUUCAUUGGCCAAAUUUCAUUAUAAAAAUGGAACACUACAGGAUAUUAUCCAUCCUGAUUUGUGGAGUCAAAUGGACCAAGAAUCAUUCAAAUGCUUUUCAAAAGUAGCUUAUUCUUGCUUAAAAGAAGACCGAACACAGCGGCCAAAUAUGGAACUAGUUCUUAAUUUGGUUGGUAUUUGUGUUUUAAUUUGGAUAGAGAAAUAG